AGCCAGCGCGUUGGAGACCUGGGCGAGGGAGACUCAGAGAGCAAGAGGCAGAGGGAGGGGGCGGGUGUGGAAGCCGAGGCAGGACCCUGAGCCCGGAGAGGCAGAGACGGAGAACGUCCCUGGCCAGAGAUCGUCCCCCCGGGGAGACUCCCAGUAGGGCCCGGGACAGAGAGACGCCUUCAGGGCCAGAAACCCUAGGAGGCAAAUACCCCUGGGAGAUAUUACCGCCCCCCCCCCUCCCCGCCCCAGACAGAGAGCGCCUCGCAGAGCGGGGACGAGGACAGACUGUCAGAGGACAACGCCCCCCAGGCCGCCUGGGAGACCCCGGAGCGACAAGGGCCUUGUGCGGGCCAGGGCGACCUCUUCUUGGUUGGGGGCGAUGGGGACACGGGCCCCGCAGGGCCUCCUCCUCCUUCUCUUGCUCCGGCUGCUGCUGCCACGCGGGGCCUCAGCUGGGAACCUGCAUAGCCCAGGCCUGUCCGAGUGCUUCCAGGUGAAUGGCGCAGACUACCGCGGCCACCAGAACCGCACGGGCCCGCGCGGGGCUGGCCGCCCGUGCCUCUACUGGGACCAGACGCAGCAGCACAGCUACAGCAGCGCCAGCGACCCCCACGGCCGCUGGGGGCUGGGCGCGCACAACUUCUGCCGUAACCCAGAUGGUGAUGUGCAGCCAUGGUGCUACGUGGCCGAGACGGAGGAGGGCAUCUACUGGCGCUACUGCGAUAUCCCCACGUGUCAUAUGCCUGGGUACCUGGGCUGCUUCGUGGACUCUGGGGCACCCCCGGCCCUCAGCGGCCCCAGCGGCACCUCAACAAAGCUCACGGUCCAGGUGUGCCUUCGCUUCUGCCGCAUGAAGGGCUACCAGUUGGCCGGCGUGGAGGCUGGCUACGCCUGUUUCUGUGGCUCUGAAAGCGACCUGGCCCGGGGACGCCCGGCUCCGGCCACCGACUGUGACCAGAUCUGCUUUGGCCACCCGGGCCAGCUGUGCGGCGGCGAUGGGCGCCUGGGCAUCUACGAAGUGUCCGUGGGCUCCUGCCAGGGGAACUGGACCGCACCUCAAGGUGUCAUCUACUCCCCGGACUUCCCGGACGAGUACGGGCCGGACCGGAACUGUAGCUGGGCGCUGGGCCCUCCGGGCGCCGCGCUGGAGCUCACCUUCCGCCUCUUCGAGCUGGCGGACCCGCGCGACCAGCUGGAGCUGCGCGACGCCGCCUCGGGCAGCCUGCUCCGCGCCUUCGACGGCGCCCGCCCGCCGCCGCCGGGGCCGUUGCGCCUGCGCUCCGCCGCACUGCUGCUCACCUUCCGCAGCGACGCUCGCGGCCAUGCGCAGGGCUUCGCGCUCACCUACCGCGGGCUGCAGGACGCCGACGACCCUGCGCCCCCCAAGGGCUCGGCCCAGACCCCUGCAGAGCCCCCCGACGGGGCCAACGUGAGCUGCAGCCCCCGGCCUGGGGCUCCAGAGGCCGCGAUGGGGGCCCAGGUCUUCUUGACGGUGACGACCGUCUCAGUGCUGCUGCUGCUGCUGCUGCUGCUGUCGCUGCUGCGCCUGCUGCGCGGACGGAGCUGCCUGCUGGCUCCGGGUAAAGGGCCCUCAGCGUUGGGGCCUUCCCGGGACCCCGCAAGAAGCUGGGCCGUUUGGUACCGCCGGCCUCGAGGGGUCGCCCUGCCCUGUCCUCCCGGGGACCCCCAGGAUGAGAGUCUAACCGCGAGUUACCGGCCAUUGAGCGCCUCCAGCCAGAGUUCCCUGCGCUCACUCAUCUCUGCUCUCUGACUCGGGACCCCCAGGGUCCACUGGACCCUCCUGCAGCGGGAUAGACUCCUGAGACCCUUUGCCACACACUGUCUACCUUGGCCUUCUGCCCUUUUGAAGCUUGGCAG
Balaenoptera acutorostrata (minke whale) is the source of this 1878-nucleotide messenger RNA. RefSeq names its product kringle containing transmembrane protein 2 (gene KREMEN2). The transcript is spliced from 9 exons. Bases 380 to 1771 code for a protein of 463 amino acids. The record is from RefSeq and is a predicted model, not a curated record. Lineage: Eukaryota; Metazoa; Chordata; Mammalia; Artiodactyla; Balaenopteridae. Gene Ontology annotation, biological process: multicellular organism development; Wnt signaling pathway; negative regulation of inflammatory response. Gene Ontology annotation, cellular component: plasma membrane.